GGAUCAAAACGGCGUCGGUUGCAAAUAUUGCAAAACCCUAGGAGGCCUAGAAACUCAGUGAUAUAUAAUAGAUAGAGCGUUACAAUUUAUUGCUGAAGGGGGAAAGGCGGGUGCGCAGACGGAAGCGAAGAAGGCGAUAAAAAAUGUCGAAGCGAGGAAGGGGAGGAUCGGCCGGAAACAAGUUCCGCAUGUCGCUGGGUCUUCCGGUGGCGGCGACGGUGAACUGCGCUGACAACACUGGAGCGAAGAAUCUCUACAUCAUAUCAGUGAAAGGAAUCAAAGGUCGCCUCAACCGUUUGCCGUCGGCUUGCGUCGGAGACAUGGUGAUGGCUACAGUGAAGAAAGGAAAACCUGAUCUCAGGAAGAAGGUGAUGCCUGCUGUCAUUGUUAGGCAGAGAAAGCCUUGGCGCAGAAAGGACGGUGUUUUCAUGUAUUUUGAAGAUAACGCUGGUGUUAUUGUCAAUCCCAAGGGAGAAAUGAAAGGAUCCGCCAUCACUGGACCCAUCGGCAAGGAAUGUGCUGAUUUGUGGCCAAGAAUUGCCAGUGCUGCCAAUGCCAUCGUCUGAAUGGAGAUUGGUUUUUGAUAUGUCGUGGCUUCAGAACUUGAUGCUGUCUUCAGAAUGUUAUUACCUUUAUGUUCAGACAGAAUUAAAUGGAAUGGAGGACCUUCAUGAGCCCUGUCUAUGUUUUUGAUAAAUUGCAGAUGUUUAAGUUUUGAUCGAUUGCUUUGCUACAA
Molecule: messenger RNA, 736 nt
Organism: Populus nigra (black poplar)
Lineage: Eukaryota; Viridiplantae; Streptophyta; Magnoliopsida; Malpighiales; Salicaceae
Product: large ribosomal subunit protein uL14
Exons: 4
Coding region: 144-566 (140 amino acids)
Biological process (GO): translation
Cellular component (GO): cytosolic large ribosomal subunit; ribosome
Molecular function (GO): large ribosomal subunit rRNA binding; structural constituent of ribosome
Source: RefSeq, a predicted model, not a curated record